AUGUCUUCAGAAGAUUUUCCAACUAGUCCAUCUCCUAAAUAUAUUCCAUUUAGUGAAGAACAUGAAUCAAUUGUUUCUUGUGGAGCUCCUGUCGAUUUAAAUUUAAAAUCUUUAUUUAAAGAUUCAACAAUUGUAAUUGCUUCAGUUCCAUUUGCUUUUAGUCCAACAUGUACUGAAGAACACAUCCCAGAUUAUAUAAAACAUAUUGACCAAUUUAAAUCUGAAGGAGUUGAUAAAAUAAUUGUUUUAUCAGCUAGUGAUCCAUUUGCUAUGUCAGCUUGGGGUAAAGCUUUAGGUGUAAAAGAUCCAGCUAAUUACAUAAUUUUUGCUCAUGAUGUUGAUUUAGGUAUCGCAAAGGCUUUAGGAUCAGAUUAUAUUGCUGAUUUAUCUAAAGGUGGUUUAGGUGUUAGAAGUCAAAGAUAUGCUGGUAUUAUUGAAAAUGGAGAGAUUAAAUACCUUGAGUCUGAAAAUGAAUUAAAUUUUACUGAAAUUUCGAGUGCUGAAACAUUAUUGAAAAGAUUAUAA
Messenger RNA from Insectozyma verbasci, 525 nucleotides. NCBI's taxonomy places the organism in Eukaryota, Fungi, Ascomycota, Pichiomycetes, Serinales, Debaryomycetaceae. The record is from the annotation of a GenBank genome assembly.